This is a messenger RNA of Papaver somniferum (opium poppy), 869 nucleotides long. RefSeq names its product protein GRIM REAPER-like. The record is from RefSeq and is a predicted model, not a curated record. NCBI's taxonomy places the organism in Eukaryota, Viridiplantae, Streptophyta, Magnoliopsida, Ranunculales, Papaveraceae. The transcript has a single exon. The coding region runs from base 16 to 522 and encodes 168 amino acids.
UUCAAGAAAGAGACAAUGGCUACUACUACUACUUCUACUUCUACUACUGCAACAAGAAGUAGAAGCUCCACUAGUUGUCUAGUCAUUUUCUCUAUUUUGAUUGUAUCUUUGUUUCUAUUAUUACACUCCUCUACUGCAUACAAGCCCGAAGAUAACGAUAUUGCAGAUGGUGAAGAUUAUGAGGUAGAUUAUCCAUUCCCUGAUAAUCCAAAAGGAAAACCCAGAGGUCCUAAACAAAAGAUCAAGAAAGGUGAGAAGUGUUAUCCAUGGAGAGGAAAUAUAUGUAAUGGCAUAAAGGUUAACGAUGGAGCUGGAAUACUACAAUGUUGUAGGAAACAAUGUGUGAAUUUGCUAGCUGAUCCUAACAACUGCGGAGGAUGUGGUAAGACCUGUGGAUUUGGAAAACAAUGUUGUGCUGGUUUUUGUACCGACGUCAUUUCUAAUGCACAGCAUUGUGGUACUUGUUUCAAUCAAUGCUCACCGGCCGCUAAAUGUGACAUAGGAUUAUGUGGGUAUGCAUGAUAGAAGAUUGGUUAUUCAAGGUAUUAUUUCAUGGAGUUUUAAGUUUUCUUGAUCAGUUUAAUUAGCAUCAAAAAAGUUCACAAGUUAGAGAGGCGGGAGAGGAGAUACGGGGAGAAAGAUCUACGGAUAAGUCCAGAUGUAACUUGGAAUUAGUCAUUGAUUCUUAUUACUAUGGAUUAUGGUUUUAUAUUGACUACACAUGAAUAUGCAAGCUUAGUUCUACAUUCCUAUAAUCCUUCUUUAGCUUCAUCCUUUUUGGGGUUUAUACUUUAGGAUUCCUGUAAACAAAGUUUGUCUUAAUUUGAGUCAAUAAAAAGUACUAUACAUAAGUGAUUGAUUACUACCAA